Diversispora eburnea is the source of this 291-nucleotide messenger RNA. The record is from the annotation of a GenBank genome assembly. Lineage: Eukaryota; Fungi; Glomeromycota; Glomeromycetes; Diversisporales; Diversisporaceae.
AUGGUUUCAGUUUUCGCGGUGGUAACAAUUGAAGUGACGGUGAUGGUUGAGGUACUUGUUAAUGUUGUAGUUUUGGUUGAUGAACAUGGUUUGGUAACAGUUUUCACGAUAACGGUCGUGGCGGAAACAGUUUUUGAGCCUGGACAGUUCGUGGGACAUACAAUUUUAGUACUACAACAUGUCUUAAUGCAGACAUUUCUUUUGGCAGUUACUGGUUAUAAGAAUAAAAGUAUUGAGAAAACUAGAGUAAUUGCGACGAAAAAAAAAGGUUCUUUUCAACAUCAUCAUUGA